AUGACCGUCUCAAAUGACUCGGCAGAACGAGACCCUCUGCUCCAACGUCUGUCAUCGCCACCCCUGUCUAGAGAUGCCAAGGAUGAAGAAUCAGCCAUUUCAACAUCUAGAGGAGCAUUUAUCGUGGUCAAUGUUGGUUUAUUGAUCUUCCUGCAAGCUACCAACAUAUCUAUACUCACCACGACACAAUCAUCCAUCGCUGCGGAUUUAGAUGCUUUUGAGAAUGCUAGCUGGUUUACGUCUGCAUAUCUCAUUGCCAUGUCAUCGCUAGCUCCCUUGAUGGGCAGACUAUGUCAAAUAUUCAGCCCACGUUUGUGCAUGUUCUUUUCUACCAUGUUGAUUUGCAUUGGAUUGAUCAUUACAUCUACCUCGGUGUCAUUCGGGCACUUCGUCUUGGGCCGAGUUAUCACUGGAGCGGGUGGUGGGGGCAUCUUCAUUGUCGCUAGUAUCAUGGCAAUCCAGAUGACAAGUCCCAAACGAAGAGGAUUGUACAUGGGUCUUGCCAAUACUGCAAUGACAGUCGGCGUCUCGCUUGGAGCCGUAAUUGCAGGUGCCCUUGAACCUAGAAUCGGAUGGAAACCACUCUUCGGCAUCCAGGCACCGUUGAGUCUCAUCGCCGGCUUUGGUCUCUUGUUUUCGAUUCCAGCAAGCCAUACAUCCAAGAAUAUCAAGUAUGACCAUCUUUCGAUUCGCGACAAACUUACCCGUAUCGACUAUUCCGGAUCGGUGUUGUUGACUACCACGAUUGUACUCUUCCUUUUCGGUCUGUCAGGUCCGAAAGUUCUUGCCCUACCUCUCAUACUAUCAGCACUCGCUCUACCAAUCUUCGUGCUUAAUGAAGCCUACGUAGCCAGCGACCCUGUCAUCCCAGUCUCCGUUCUACGGUCUUGUGGGACCUUGUUGACCUGCCUUGCCACGACUGGCUUCAUGAUGGCUCGUUGGAGUAUCCUUUUUUACACUCCAGUGUACGCGAUUGCUGUUCGAGGAUGGGCGCCCGCAGUUGCCGGAUCAAUUCUCAUACCAACAAAUGCGGGAUUCGCAACUGGUGGGUUACUUGCGGGCGUCUUCCACAUCAAGCGAACCGGAAGCUUCUACCUGCACACCGUCAUCGCCAUGGCAGUAUUUCCCGUCGCCAUGACCGUACUCGCACUCAUAUCAACGCCUUCAAGUCCCUGGGGUCUGUACGUCGUCAUGGUCUUUGUGAAUGGCCUUGCCACUGGUGCUGCAAUGAACUACGCGCUCGUCCACCUCCUUCAUCUCACACUACCGGAGAUGCAUCCGAUUGUCAUUUCUCUCCUUGCGACCUUUCGUGGCUUCUCCGGUUCGUUCGGUUCGGCGAUUGGUGGCGGAUACUUUGUUCGUGUGCUACACAAGUCCUUGGACAAUGGCUUUGCGAGAGCCGGGUUGAAGAAUCGCGACGAACUCACCCGAAGACUACUGGGAAGUCCUGCGUUAGUAGGUCAACUGGAGGGGAAGGACCGGGAAGUCGCCAUCGGGGCUUACGCGGAUGCACUCAAAGCAUUGUUUCUGUGUGCUGUCGGACUGUCAGUCAUUGUAGUGUUUGUACAAGCAUGCACGGGCUGGAGGGAGCCUGAGAAGACUGAAGAGCAGAGAGCCAACGAGGCCGAAGAAGAAGACGGCGUGCCUGUCGGCGCUUGA
Molecule: messenger RNA, 1659 nt
Organism: Pyrenophora tritici-repentis Pt-1C-BFP
Lineage: Eukaryota; Fungi; Ascomycota; Dothideomycetes; Pleosporales; Pleosporaceae
Product: AraJ, Arabinose efflux permease
Biological process (GO): transmembrane transport; basic amino acid transport
Cellular component (GO): fungal-type vacuole membrane
Molecular function (GO): basic amino acid transmembrane transporter activity
Source: RefSeq, a predicted model, not a curated record